Molecule: messenger RNA, 2168 nt
Organism: Thlaspi arvense
Lineage: Eukaryota; Viridiplantae; Streptophyta; Magnoliopsida; Brassicales; Brassicaceae
Source: the annotation of a GenBank genome assembly
GCCUGACUCGUAAAAGCCUCUCGAGUCAGAAACAUCAGAAGCUCGAAUCCUCCGACUCUUUUUCAGUCUUGCCUGUUCGCUCUUCUUCGAUCGAAGCCCUAGAAAAUUGAAAAAAAAAAACCCUACAGAGAGAGAUUCAAUAGACAAUGGAGGACGCCGAUGGUCUCAGCUUCGAUUUCGAAGGCGGUCUCGAUUCCGGACCUAUCCAGCCCACGGCUUCAGUCCCGGUUGCUCCGCCUGAAAACCCUUCCUCCGCCGCCAUCAACGUAGCACCGAGCUAUGAUCAUUCUACCGCGACGGUGCCUGGAGCUGGGAGGGGGAGAAGUUUCCGUCAGACUGUUUGCAGGCACUGGCUUCGAGGUCUGUGUAUGAAAGGCGACGCCUGUGGGUUUCUCCAUCAGUUCGAUAAAGCCCGUAUGCCAAUCUGCCGGUUUUUCCGGCUAUACGGUGAAUGUCGAGAGCAGGACUGUGUCUACAAGCAUACCAAUGAAGAUAUCAAAGAAUGCAACAUGUACAAGCUUGGAUUUUGUCCCAAUGGUCCAGAUUGUCGGUACAGGCAUGCGAAGCUACCUGGACCUCCACCUCCAGUAGAGGAAGUUCUUCAGAAGAUACAGCAGUUGACUUCAUACAAUUUUGGGCCAAAUAGGUUCUAUCAACCGCGAAACGUUGCUCCGCAGCUACCGGAUAAGCCUCAGGUGCAAGGUCAGGCACAAGGCCAGCCACAAGAAUCAGGUAACUUGCAGCAGCAGCAACAACAACAACAACAACAACAGCCUCAGCAAUCUCAACACCAGGUCAGCCAGAGUCAGAUACAAAACCCUGCUGAUCAAACAAACAGAACCUCUCAUCCUUUGCCUCAAGGGGUAAAUAGGUAUUUCGUAGUUAAAAGUUGCAAUCGAGAAAAUUUUGAAUUAUCUGUGCAACAAGGAGUCUGGGCUACACAAAGAAGCAAUGAAGCUAAACUUAAUGAAGCUUUUGACUCUGUGGAAAAUGUCAUUUUGAUAUUCUCUGUCAACAGGACACGGCAUUUCCAGGGCUGUGCUAAGAUGACAUCAAGAAUUGGUGGUUACAUUGGUGGAGGAAACUGGAAACAUGAACAUGGAACUGCACAGUAUGGCCGGAACUUUUCAGUUAAAUGGUUAAAGGCCAGUGUUUACACCACCGGUCUCAGCACAUACCUUCCUACUUUAUUUUUAUUUUUCUCGUCUCUCUGUUCUGGUAUUGGUUCUGCUGAGCUGUGCGAACUAUCCUUCCACAAAACUCGGAAUUUGAGGAACCCUUAUAAUGAAAACUUACCUGUCAAGAUAAGCAGAGAUUGUCAGGAGUUAGAGCCAUCUAUUGGUGAGGAGCUAGCUUCCUUGCUUUAUCUUGAACCAGAUAGCGAGCUUAUGGCAAUCUCCAUAGCUGCAGAAGCCAAGCGAGAAGAAGAAAAAGCAAAGGGUGUGAAUCCAGAGGGCAGAGCUGAGAACCCAGACAUCGUCCCAUUUGAGGACAACGAAGAAGAGGAAGAGGAAGAAGAUGAAAGCGAGGAGGAAGAAGACAGCAUGGCGGGUGGUCCACAAGGAAGAGGAAGAGGAAGAGGAAUGAUGUGGCCUCCUCAAAUACCUUUUGGACGCGGAAUGAGACCAAUGCCCGGAAUGGGAUUCCCUCUCGGUGUAAUGGGCCCUGGCGAUGCGUUUCCCUAUGGACCCGGAGGAUAUAACGGUAUGCCAGAUCCAUUUGGUAUGGGUCCAAGACCCUUUGGACCUUAUGGACCGAGGUUUGGUGGUGAUUUCAGAGGACCUGUACCAGGGAUGAUGUUUCCUGGUAGGCCUCCACAACAGUUUCCACAUGAUGGAUAUGGGAUGAUGGGAGUCCCGGGACGUGGCCCGCAUAUGGGAGGAAUGGGAAACGCUCCUCGAGGAGGCAGGCCGAUGUAUUAUCCGCCGGCAACAACAACAUCAUCAGCACGUCCUGGCCCCACAAACCGGAGAACGCCUGAGAGAAGCGAUGACAGAGGGGUGACGGUCGAUCAACAGACAUCUCAUGAGAUGGAGCAGUUUGAUGCUGGAAACAGUGUGAGAAACGAAGAGAGUGAAAGUGAAGACGAAGACGAAGCUCCAAGAAGAUCGAGGCAUGGAGAAGGAAAGAAGCGUCGGAUGGAGUUUGGAGCAGAGGCAUACGAAUGA